ACCAUUGAAGUUGGUACUGACCCUUAUGUAAGGGUCUUUCGUGCGCAUAUGGUCAUUUUAUAUUAUCGUUCUCCUUAUUUACGAAGAAUUUUAUCAACUAAUAAAAAGAAAGAUGAUGAGACUUUGUCACAUAUCAAAUUAUCAAAUAUUUCUCCUGAAAUUUUUGAAAUCAUUUUAAGAUAUAUUUAUGGCGGAAAGAUUUCUUUAAAUGAUUAUGAUAAUUCAGAUAUAAUUAAGGUCUUGGUUGCUGCUAAUGAACUUAAUCUUCAAGAAUUAGUCAUUUAUUUACAAUCCUUUUUGAUUAAAAAUAAAAAAACUUGGAUGGAGGAAAAUUUUAAUUUCGUUUAUAAAACAAGUUUUGAAAAUAAUUCAUUCUCUGAACUUCAAAAUUAUUGUACUGGGUUAAUAACUGAAGAACCGGAUAAGAUUUUUAAAUCUCCUGAUUUCACUUCAAUUCCGGAAAAUCUUUUGAUUUCAAUUGUACAAAAUGAUAAUCUUAAAACUAGCGAAGUUCAUAUUUGGGAAAAUGUACUUAAAUGGGGUUUUGCUCAAAAUCCUGAACUUCCUUCUGAAAUCGCAAACUUUUCAAAUGAUGAUCUUAAUACUUUAAAGAAUACAUUAAAACAAUGUAUUCCUUUUAUAAGACUUUACGACUUAACUUCUAAAGAAUUUGUUGACAAAGUAUUUCCUUAUAGAGAAAUUCUUCCCGAAGGAUUAUGUGCAUAUUUAUUGGAAACUUUUUUAACUCUUUCGAAUCCUGAAAGUCGUGGCGUUGAACGAAAUGAUCGUGGAAGAAAUGAUAAGGUUGAAGAUAAAGAUGAUACAAAGUGGAGAAAUUUUCGUGAUCGUAGGUCUGAGGAAAGAUAUGAUAAUCAUCACAAUUCAAUGCGAAAAUAUGAUAUCCGUCCAUCAUCAGAAUCGAAAGCUGAAAACUCUAAUAAUAUUCGUACAUUAACAACUAAUACUUAUACUUCUCUACCAAUGCGAAAAAAACUUGAGCUUAAACCAAGAAGUUCAGCUGCUCCAAAUGAAAAUGUUGCUUCCCGACCAUCCAAACCAAAUCCAUUUGGCGAAGCUAAACCAAUAGAUACAGAUGAAGCGUUUCGAAGAGUAGAAGAACGAAGAAGAAAGCAAAAGAAGAGAAAUGUAGAUGACUACUGGUUUUAAGAAUGGCAAUGCUUAGAUAAUGUG
Messenger RNA from Rhizophagus irregularis DAOM 181602=DAOM 197198, 1191 nucleotides. RefSeq lists its product as uncharacterized. Gene Ontology annotation, molecular function: protein binding. The record is from RefSeq and is a predicted model, not a curated record. NCBI's taxonomy places the organism in Eukaryota, Fungi, Glomeromycota, Glomeromycetes, Glomerales, Glomeraceae.